Messenger RNA from Polistes dominula (European paper wasp), 6702 nucleotides. Its product is annotated as HEAT repeat containing 1 homolog l(2)k09022. Gene Ontology annotation, biological process: positive regulation of transcription by RNA polymerase I; maturation of SSU-rRNA from tricistronic rRNA transcript (SSU-rRNA, 5.8S rRNA, LSU-rRNA). The record is from RefSeq and is a predicted model, not a curated record. Gene Ontology annotation, molecular function: snoRNA binding. Gene Ontology annotation, cellular component: small-subunit processome; 90S preribosome; t-UTP complex. Lineage: Eukaryota; Metazoa; Arthropoda; Insecta; Hymenoptera; Vespidae.
GAACCAACUGCGCAUUAGCGGUAACAUAAGAUCACCACUUACUUCACAUCAUAUAAUUUUACAUUGUCUGAAUAUACCAAACAUAACUUUUGUCUUUUUAUUUUCUCUUUUUUCUUAAUAUCCUUUUAAAGGAAAAAUAAUUAUGGUGGGUCACCCUUAUCACUCAGGGGUAUAAGAAAUAUAMGAAAAACUAUUCUCAUACCUACCGAAUAUACACAAAAAAUUUCACAUAAAUCGGUCAAGUCGUUUCGGAGAAUAAGAAUAACAAACACUGUGACAGGGGAAUUUUAUAGAGAUAAGAAGAUAUUAUUGCAAUUAUGGAAAAAUUGUGUUUACAUAGCAUUAAAUGUUUAAAAUGGCUACGUCAUUAGCAGAGCAAUUGAAAAAGUUGAGAGUUCCACAAACUACAUUAUUAUUACAAGAACGAAAACGUUUCAGUUUAUUAUUUGAUCCUAAAGAAGCUGCAAGUUUAGAAAAGGAAACAGUGUUAAGCAUUGGUCAAAGUGGUUUAGAUGAAUUGAUUAAGUUAACUAACUUAUUUAUAGAAUUCAAAGAUAACUUAUUUGCCCAGAGCUCUAUUAACUUUGAGCGUUCGAUCUAUGAUGCUAAUGUUAAUAAAAAGCUCGAUAAUGGAAUAGAAAAAUUUUUGAUACUACUUUCUCCAUAUUUUCUCUUAAAUGCAGCUCACAAGGCUCUUGAAUGGUUGAUAUAUAGAUUUCGUAUACAUCAAUAUAAUAAAGAUCAAUUUCUUCUUUUAAUUUUACCAUAUCACGAAACUCGUAUUUUUGCCAGAGCAUUGCAAUUGGUAGAUCUAACAGAAUCAAAUGAUAAAUGGCGUUGGCUUAAACCAUUACAGAGGCCAGGAAUACCUUUGUCCUCUGGUACACUUAUAAAUCAAGUUAGUACCGAAAAUGGUCUUUUAAAAAUGAUUUGCACGCACGUUUCUACAGCAACAAAGAUAUACGGAGAGCAAGCAACUGCUUUGAAUACUCUAUACUCAUUUUAUACUACAGUAUUAAUUGGUGCUAUCAGUAUUUUACCAACAAUCAAAGAAGUUCAAUAUGGUUAUAUGUUACCAACUCUUUUAAAAGGAUUAUCUAGUGAAAUUCCAGAUUUUGCUUCUAGCAGUUAUAUGAUUCUAUCAAAAUUAUUGACUAAAGUUAAACUGAAAGAUGAUAUUAUGGAAAAAUUAUUAUUAAAAAUAUUUAAAAAACCAUGCCUUGGAAAAGAAGCAGUGCUUUUUCUUUUAUUUUUAUUUGAUUCUGCAUUUUGUCGAUUGACAUAUUUACAUGGCAGUGUUGUACAUAAAUUGGCAAAUCUCUCCUGGUUUACAGAAACGAUUGUCAAAUUACAAUCUACAGGUAUCAACGUAACAAGACUCAUAAUUCCAUUGAUAGAGACUGCAUGCCAUGAGAUUCUGAUGAACCCAACAGAAACUCAACUAAUACAGAAUUUGGUAAAUGAUAUAAUAUCUUCACUGAAAUUGGAAGAUAGUGCAGUAGAUGUAUUACUACCAAGUAUUUUAAAAAAGAAUUUCUCUGAAAAUGAAGUAUCUAGAGAAUAUAAAGAUUUCUUGAUUCAUUUAUAUCGAUCAUUGGAGAGAAAAUAUCCGGAAAGAUUUGACAAUUAUUUAAAAAAGUUGAUAAAAUACAACGAAAGAGAUAAUACUUGUAAAGAAGAAUUAAGAUUUCUCCCUUCUUGGCCGUUUGGCGCGCAUGACGCACAUGAAGCAGUGAAAAUAUUAAUUAGACUGGUUCAUGCCAGUUCAGAAUACAGAAUAAUAGCGUUAGAAGCACUCGCAAAUGACGAUGUAAUUAUUCCCGAAAGUUUGCAAGAAAUUUUUAGAAAUACCUUGAAGGCUAGAUUCAGUGAUAAUGAAAUAAACGUUAUCAGAACUUUACUUUCAUUUCCUGUAAAACGAUUAACAAAGCUACUUUCUACCGACAUAAUAGUCGAUGAACUAAUAAUUUUGUUAUCGACAUGUCACAAUGAUAGUAGACAAAUAUUGGCUAAACCAGCAUUAAAAAUACUUUUAGAAUUAUGCGACGAUAGUGACGAUACGAGUAUAUUCAUUAUAACCUUGCCAUAUUUAUUUCCUAAUAAGGAGAAAGACGUAGAGGUUGCUAUGGAAAUUUUAUUGUCCAAUUUUGCUAAGAACAAUAACUACAUGCAAGCGGUUAAAAAUGCCGUUGGAAGAUCGCCAACCGCAGAAAUGAUUACUUCAGCUGUAUUUACAAAUAUAUUAGAGGCUAAAUUAUUGCCGCCAACAGAAAAUAUAUUGAAUGCUAUGAAACAACAGAUUUCUCAUGGCGAUGCUGUAUCAGUGUUCUUUAAUAUGAUUUUGUUGGGAUCUGUUUGCAGAGUACCCGUUGGUUCAUUAAAACCAGAAUUAGCUAGAGAAGUCAUUGAAUUAGCUACAGAAAUGCUUAGAAAAUAUCCGCAAAAGAAACUAUUGCCAAAUUGUAAUAAUUUAACUAGGAGCGAUAUACAAUCAGCAUUGGAAUUAACUUCGAAAGAUAUCUUACCACUGCAAGUUGGUACGUACGUUUAUGAGAUGGUUCACAGACGAUUGGAUUUCAAAUCUUAUUCUCAAUUGGAUUUUGACAAUGAUUCAGAUCGUAGUCAUCUGAUAUUACGUCUUCUUGAAAUAUUUUUCGAAGGUAUGAGCAACAAGUAUCAUAGUAAACAUUAUUCAAGAUGUUUACAGAUAUUUUUUCAACGACAUUUUACUACGAUGAAGGAUUUAAUUCGCUUCAUAUCACAAUUGUUCAUAAAACCUGUCAACGUCCAAAUGUCAUUUCAUUGUUUGCAAAUAUUAUCAAUAUUCUUGGAAGAAUCUCAAACUAUGAAAUUGGCAUUACAAGAUAAUGUUUUUCUAACAAAUUUACUUCUAUCAUUGGCAAGAGAACACAAUGAGUGCAGAGUCAUGGCAAUCAACAUUUUAAAGAAAUUAACUCAAACUUUUAAUUUAACGAUGGAACCAUUUUCAGUAUUUCUUCAAGAAUUAGUGAAAAGAAGUACAGAAAUAUCUAUGGAUCCUAAUCAACUAUCGUUAUAUCUCUAUCUCUUACUUUCACCAGAUCCUGACGUAAACAGUCAAUUCAAAUCUGAUAAACGAGAAAAACUACAAAACGUACAAAAAAAAUUAUUUGAAAUAAUUGUGGAUCCGGUAACACCAAUGUACGUUAAAUCGCAGUUAUUAAACAUCCUUAUUCAUGUAAAUGGACCAGAAAUUUUAAAAGAUCUUGCAACUCUUGGUCUUGAUUUGCUUGAAAAAUUAAGUAAGGAUACCAAACAGGAAUCUGUUGGAAAUGCUUUGAAUAAUAUUCUUCAACGAUUUAACGCUGUAACAACAAAAGCACUGACCGAUGAAAAAGUGUGGAAACUUUUUGAAAUGAGCAUAUCGAACUAUGAAAAUGUAAUACAAGUUAAUGAUAUAUUUUAUCCUCCAAGUGUGAUUCUCUUGAAGCAAAUAGAUCUGUUGUUUUUCGAAAGUGUCGGCAAAGUUUCCAAUCAAAUGCAAGGAAAGAUUCUUGGGAUACUACUGGACAUUGCAACGGAUUGUGACGUUAGUAAUGUAAUAUCGAAUGUCGACAAAGCUGUUAGAAGAAUAAGUAUGCAUGCUCAACUAAUAAUCGACGAAUUACAAAAUAUGAAAACGUUUAACGAAACUACAAAUGAAAAUGAUCAGAACCCAGUCAGAGCAAGACGAUUGAGUAAGCGUCAUACUAUUCCUAAUCCAAUGAUGAUCAAUAGCAGAAAUUGGAAACGCGGAGUAAUUCUAUUAGAAUUCGUUCAAUGUGCCGAAAAUAUUCAACAAAAAGAACUACUCUACCCAAUUUUAUUCGAUUUACUUAAAACAUGUCUUAGCUUUGAAGAACAAAGCCCCAUCGAAUAUACGAAUCAGCUAAUAUUAUCGAAUAUUUAUCAAUUAUUAAUCGAGAAACUUCCUAUUCGUGACGGUUAUCUUCAAGUAGAUUUGAUAGCACAAUGCAUUAGGAAAUCAAGAAAUCCUCAAACACAUUAUCACGCAUUGUUGGUAUUGGUGGAAUUGUUAAAGAUCGUUGACGUUAAAUUCGCCUUUCACACGAUUAUGCCUAUAUUUACGUUCAUGGGUAGCUCGGUUGUUAGACAAGACGAUGCUUAUUCAAUACAAAUUAUUAUUAAAACAUUAGAAACCGUAAUACCAAUUGUAAAUGUGGAGAAUAAUGAGAUUCACGUAUGUGAAAUUUUAAGAACAUUUAUCGUUUCAUUACCAGAUAUACCAGAACACAGAAGAACGCCACUGUUUGUAAAACUUUUGCAAUUACUCGACAAUUAUCUUCAUUUGUAUUAUCUGUUAACAUUCGAAAGUUUUGUGCUUUCCAAAAGUCGUGCCGUUAAUGACCAAACGCCAUCUCAAAGACUAGAAUUUGCGUUAAACAUUUCGAAAGAAUUCGAACCGAAAAGAUUGCUACAAGUUUGCGUUAAAUUGACACAAUUUUUGAAAGAUUUGCCGAUCGAUAUUGAGGAAGAGAAACAUCAAAAAGAAGCCAUACUAUCCUAUCCAUAUAAACAUAUUUUUGAUAUCACCAAGAAUACACCGAAACAUCUUAGACACUACAAAUUCGUGUUAGUCCAAUUUCUAAGGAAUCUUUUAUCAUCGACAGAUUUCAUUAGUCGAUUUGCCGGAUACAGUUCAAAAGAAGUGGAUGAAAUGAGGCCAUAUUACGAUGUUCUGAUAAUUGAAUUACUACUCUUGAUACACACUACUUCCAAAACUGCAGAUUUAUAUUUAUACCACGGGAAGCCUAUAGUCAAAUAUUGGAAGGUUCUUUUACAUCAUCUUUAUGACGUGCUUGAUCUUGUUAACAAUCUUUUACCAAACAAUAUAUUUUUAUUAAGCGUAAAUAAACUUUUAAAUCACGAGUUACUAACAGUCAAAAAGAAAGCCUUAGAAUUGCUUAAUGCAAGGCUGCAACAGAAAAAGUUUAACGAAGAGGAUCAUGUCAAUCUAUUAGAGUUGACUUGUUCGUUGUCAAACAUUAUCGACAUUAACGUGAAAUCAGAAAAUCAAGAAGGUGAAAUCGUCCAACAAACCGUUUUAAUUACUUUCAAGUUGUUGGCUAAAAUACUGGCAAACAAACAUCCUAUGAUAUUCAAACAUAUUCUCGACUUGACUACCGAAGUAUUAAAAACACGAAACGGUCCGAUUUUAGGAAGUGCAGCAUUAUGUGUUGGAGAAUUAUGUAGCUGUUUACGUACUCAUGCUAUACAAUCAUUGAACAAAUUUAUACCUGCACUUAUUAGUUUAAUAGAAACUUAUUGCCACGAAGAAAUACCCGAUGUAGUUACAAUCAGUAUCAUUAGUGCCUUCCAGAAGAUCGUGGAAUCGGUUGGAAAUUUCUUAUCACAUUACUUGGAUCAAAUUUUGUACGAGUUAACUCGAUUAAAUUCAUUUUACACCGACACAGAUCAUCCCAAGAUUGGUGUAGUGGUUUCUCGUUUAAAAUCAAUUACACAAAAAUUAGCAAGUUACGUACCUUUGCGCGUUUUGUUACCGGCUAUUAAUAAGACAUACGAUAAAUUAUAUAAAAGAAAUUCUUACAAAUGUAUACCGCCACUUUUAAACAUACUUUCUGAAUCAUUUGUUUCAAUACCAAGUGCAGAUUUAACUGCAGCUAUACCAGAUCUGACAAGCUUUUUUUUAAAAGUAUUUCAAUUUCGUGAGGAUAUAGUUUCUAGUGAUGACCUUAUGAAAAUUGACGGUGUAGAUCUAUUUAAAAAUAUUCAGAUUGUUGAAGAGAAUGCUGGUAAAGCUUUGGUAGCGUUAGUUUUGAAAUUAAGCGAGGCCACUUUUAGACCUCUCUAUUAUAGAUUCUAUGAUUGGGCAACAAGAAAUUCAGAUCACAAAGAACGAAACAUUACAUUCUUCAGACUUUCAGCUAACAUAGCAGAAUGUUUGAAAUCAUUAUUCGUUUUAUUUGCGGGCAAUUUCUUGCAACAUGCAGCACAUUUAUUAACCAACAACAAUCAGUUCGUUUCUCAAGAAUCUAACGAAUAUACUUUAACCGAAGAGUCCAAUAGGAUCGAAUUGGUGGAAUCAAUAUUAUUAACGCUCCAUCGUGUGUUUACUUUUGAUGCUAAUAAUUUUGUCAAUCAAGAACGAUUCGACACAUUGGCUCAACCGAUCGUUGAUCAAUUAGAAAAUACUAUGGGUACGAAGGAAGAAUAUAUUAAACGUGCGAACGAUUUGAUAGUGCCUUGCAUAGCUUCCUUCGCAAGUGCUAUACCAGAUGAUUCGUUGCAUAAAUUAUUGGUUUAUCAAGUCUUAUUAAAAACUAGACACGCUAAAGCAUAUGUCAGAAGUGCUGCUUUGAACGCUCUGAUUGAAAUCGCUCGGAAAUUAGGAGAAGAUUUUAUGCCUUUACUACCGGAAACUGUACCUUUCUUAGCAGAGAUGUUAGAAGAUGAGGACGAAGCUACAGAAAAAUGUGCACAAAAUGCAGUUAGAACUUUGGAGGAAAUUUUAGGAGAACCAUUACAACAAUAUUUCUAAUUGCAAUUUAUUUUUUUGAUCCAAUCUAAUCGUCAUUCUUUGUUCUAAGAGGUUUAAAAUCUGUUUGCGGGACAUAAUUUUUGUAAUUAUUAUGUAUGAUUGAUUGAUUAUUUCUGUAUCAACUUGAAACAACAAUUGCAAUGUAAAUAGAUAGACUGUAAAUA